AUGGCGAGCACCGGUGCGACCUUCACCGCCGCCCAGGCCGCCCAGGUCCAUGACCUCUGCUCGCUGAUCAGCUCGGCACACUCUGGUUCCAGCGGCGAGGCCGUCGUCUUCCCCACCGAAGACACUAUCACUGCCCUCCUCCACGCCCGUGCCCGCGCCGAGCUCCCUUACAUCCGUGUCUCUCCCAGCGGUACAGACUACAUUGUCGUCAACCCCCUGCGUGUCCUCCAGUGCCUCAACGAGGCGAGCCGGAAGGGAUACGAAGACGACAUUGAGCAGACCGAUGGCGGGAAUGGCGGGCCCGACCAGCGCCAGCCGAGCGUGUACGAGCUUGCGGGCCGCGCUUGGCUGCUCAUGAGCCGUCGUAGCGAGUGCCAGACUAUUGUCUACCAUGGUUUGACAAACUCGGGCAAAUCCACAGCGGUCCGUCACGUCACACAGCAGAUUCUCUCCCUCUCGACCACGACCAAGGCCCAGCGCCGCCUCUCGGACCAGGUCUCGCACUUGCUCACCGUCCUCGAGUCCUUCGGACACUCCAAGACGGCCAUCAACCCUUCGGCGUCCCAGGUUGGCAAGUACCUCGAACUGCACUUUAGCCACGAGGGUGCUCUCUCGGGCGCCAAGGUGCUCCCCUUUGGCUUGAACAAGUCGCGUAUCGGCCAGCUGCAGCAGGAGGAGCGCACCUUCCACGUCUUUUACCAGCUCCUUGCGGGCGCCAGCCCCGACGAGCGUGACGAGCUCGGCCUCGACGACCCGGACACUUAUGCGCUGCUCUCGAGUAGCAACUGCUACCGCCUGCCGGGUGGACCGUUCUCCGACGACUCGACGCAGCUUGGUGAGCUCCGUGCUGCGUUUGCCUCGCUCGGCUUCAAGGCCAAGCACGUCCGCUCCAUCUUCUCCGUCCUCACUGCCAUCCUCCUCCUCUCGAACAUUACGUUCAUCGAUGACCGCGCGACCGGGUCGCUGGGCAUGGUGUCGUUUGACGAGCGCACGCAGGUCGUCGAGCGCCACUUGCUCGCCGACAUUGGCAACCACCUCGGCAUCUCGCCCGACGAUCUCGAGGCUGUGCUUGUCAACCGGACCAAGUGGGUGUCGCACGACCUUGCGUCCGUCUUUCUCGAUGCCGACGGAGCCCGUGGCCAGCGUGACUCGCUCAUGCGUGACCUGUACGCUAUCCUGUUUGCGUUCGUCAUUGAGAUGGCCAACAAGCGCCUCGCUCCUGCGGCAGACGCUCCCGCCGGCCUCCAGAUUGCCCAACUCGACCUCCCGGGCCACCAGAGCAGGACCCUCAUGGCCGAGCCCAACACCAACCGCCAGAGCCUGUUGGCGUCGAUGCCGCUCAUCAACGCGUCGGGCCAGAACGGCUUUGACGAGUUCUCGGUCAACUUUGGCAACGAGGUGCUCCACUCGUACCUCACCCGUCGCGCAUUUGACGACAACCUCAGCUGGAACGGUCAGCUCCUCGCCGACGGUGUCCGCCUUCCCCGCGUCCUGACCAUGGACAACUCGGCGUGCAUCGAGCUCCUCCGUGGCGGUCUCCUCGGCUCGUCCAAGCUCGCCAGGAAGCCCCGCGGUGCCCUUGGCGUGCUUGCCGACGUGGGAGAGCAGAUCAAGGGUGAGGACCGUGACGAAGUCAAGGCCCGCACGGUCGUCUCGCACCUCUCUACGGCAUUCGGCCGCCACGCGUCGUUUGUCACUCACCCAGCGACCGGACUUGGCCCGAUCCCGCUCGAGGGCCGCAUGUUUGGUAUCAACCACUACGCCGGCCAGGUCUCCUACGACGCCACCGACUUUAUCGACCACAAUGCCGAUGUCCUCGACAAGCAGCUCGUCGAGCUUCUCCGCGGCUCCAACGACUCGUUCGUCACCAAGCUCGUCUCGGGCCCUGCUCUCGCCACCGAGGGCCACCCCCUCGACGAGAACAUUGUCGUCGAGGCCCAAGUGUCCGUCUCGCCCUUGCGCCUGCCUACGCCCAUCACGUUCCGCGUCACUGGCAGCCAGCUGCACGAGACCACCCAGUGGCCCGUCGACUCGAGUGUCCCGCAGUUUGUCUCUGCUCAGCUGAACAGCACCUUGUCGACCAUCUUUGACACUGUCGACUGCACCCGCGUCUGGGGCGUGCACUGCAUCAGGCCCAACGACACGGGACAUGCCAACUCGUACGACAGGCGCCGCAUCAAGGCCCAGGUCCGCUCCCUCCUUCUCCCCGACCUCGUCAACCGUCGCCAGAUCGACUAUGUGGCCGAUUUCCCGCUGCAACAGUUCUGCGUGCGCCACGCUCUCCCCGUGCACGACAUGCACACUGCCGUCGAGGAGUUUGCGCGUACCCACGGCUGGACGACUGGUGUCGACUAUGCCAUUGGCAGCGAACGUCUGUGGCUGUCAUGGGGCGCCUGGCGCGAGCAGGAGGACCUCGUCCGCUCGACCGAGGUUCACCGCGGUUCGGGAGAAGAGACCCUCACCGACGAAGAGGCCGGGUAUGACUCGCGCCGCGCUUCGGCUUACGGCAACGCGCGCUACGGCGCCAACCUCGGCGUCGGCGUCGACCCGGACAGCUACCGCAACAGCGAGAGCAUGGACAACCUCCUGGCCCGCCAGGGCUCGAGGGAGACUGGCUACAGCACCCGCGAGUACGGCGCCUAUGAAGGCGGCUACGCCGACAGCCCCGACCCGGGAGCCAGCGAGGUGUGGCUCAACAAGGACACGCCGUACGCCAGCGUUCCCGACGAGGACGGUAACGGCAAGGACGGUGCCGCUUCGCGUAGCGCAAAGGACCCCGCAUUCGUGACCAAGGAGAAGCGCCACCACGCUACCGAGGUUGUGGCCACGUCGAGGGCCCGUCGCUGGUGGAUCCGCAUCACGUGGACGCUCACCUGGUGGAUCCCCAGUUUCCUGCUCUCGUGGCUGGGCGGCAUGAAGCGUCCCGACGUGCGCAUGGCGUGGCGUGAAAAGGUCGCCAUUUGCAUGAUGAUUGCCUUCCUCUGUGGUGUCGUCAUCUUUUACAUUAUCGGUUUCGGCAACCUGCUCUGCCCGGACAACGACAAGGCGUGGAACACGAGUGAGCUCGCCCAGCACGCCGGUGACGACGACUACUACGCCGCCAUUGCUGGUCGCGUGUACGACUUUACCAAGUUUUACAAGGGCCACACCGGUGACAUUUCCGACUACACCAGCGUGGUGACCAGCACUGUCAUGGAGGAGUUUGCUGGCCUGGACCUGACCAACUACUUCCCGCCUCCUCUGUCGGUUGCGUGCCAGCUCCUCGGCGUCGCGGACGAUGUUACCCUCUACUACGCCAACUGGACUGCGCUCAUUUCGUACGCGGUCCACACGUCCGGCUCCCUUCAGACGCACAACACGUCCAAGCUCGCCGACGACCAGUGGUACUGGCAAACCCUGCGGCCCCAGCUCGACAAGCUCUGGAAGGGCUACUAUGUCUGGGACCGAUCGGACGUUGCCAACCAGGCCAGCUCGCAGUCUGCGCUCUACUGGGCCUUCUACGAUGGUCAACUCUACGAUCUCUCCAACUACAUCUACACGGUCAACCUGUACUCUACGUAUUCGUUCCUCAACGACGACGUCGUGUCGACGUUCAAGCAAGGAACGGGUGGAGACGUUACCACCGAGCUCAACGCCGUCUUUGCUACCAUGACCGAUGCGGACAAGACGGCCAACCUCGACUGUCUCAACACGGCAUUCUACAUUGGCAACUCGGAUUUCCGCAAGACGGCCCGCUGCCUGGUGCAAAACUACCUGCUGCUCGCGUUCUCCAUCAUCCUCAUGGUGACCAUUGGUGCCAAGUUCUUGGCCGCCCUCCAGCUAGGCAGCAAGCGCAACCCCGAGAUGCUCGACAAGUUUGUCGUCUGCCAGGUCCCAUGUUAUACCGAAGGCGAAGAAUCGCUGAAGAAGACCAUCGACUCGCUGGCCGUGCUCAACUAUGACGACAAGCGCAAGCUCAUCUUCAUCAUUUGCGACGGUAACAUUAUCGGUGCCGGAAACAACCGCCCAACCCCGCGUAUCGUGCUCGAUAUCCUGGGUGUGGACCCCAAGCUUGACCCGGAGCCUCUCAUCUUCAAGAGUAUUGGUGAAGGCAGCAAGCAGCUCAACUAUGGCAAGAUCUACUCGGGUCUUUACGAAGUCGAAGGCCACGUGGUUCCCUACAUUGUCGUUGUCAAGGUCGGCAAGCCCUCGGAGACGUCUCGCCCCGGAAACCGUGGCAAGCGUGACUCGCAGGUUCUUCUCAUGCAGUACCUCAACCGUGUCCACUUUGACGCCCCCAUGUGCCCUCUCGAGCUGGAAAUCUACCACCAGAUGCGCAACGUGAUUGGUAUCGAUCCGACAUUCUACGAAUACAUCUUCCAGGUAGACGCAGACACGACGGUUUCACCCGACUCGCUCAACCGUCUCAUCUCGUGUACGGCCGACGACUCGCAGAUUAUCGGCAUCUGCGGUGAAACCAAGGUGGCCAACGAGCGCGAGUCGUUUACGACCAUGAUCCAGGUUUACGAAUACUACAUUUCGCACCACUUGACCAAGGCCUUCGAGUCGCUCUUUGGCUCCGUCACCUGUCUUCCCGGUUGUUUCUCGGUGUACCGUAUCCGUACGGCCGACAAGGGCCGUCCCAUCAUCAUCUCGUCGGUCGUCAUUGACGAGUAUGCGGAGCCCAACGUCGACACGCUGCACAAGAAGAACCUCUUCUCCCUCGGCGAAGACCGUUACCUCACCACGCUCAUGAUGAAGAACUUCCCGACCUACAAGAUGAAGUUUACGCCCGACGCCCUUGCAUACACCGUGGCCCCUUCGCGCUGGAACGUUUUGCUCUCGCAGCGUCGUCGUUGGAUCAACUCGACCAUCCACAACCUGGCCGAGCUGCUCUUCCUUCCCGAGAUGUGCGGUUUCUGUUUCUUCUCCAUGCGCUUCAUCGUGUUCAUCGAUCUGCUCGGUACCCUCAUCUUGCCCGCCACGUUCACCUACCUGGUGUACCUCAUCGUCACCGUCGCGAGCGGCAAGGCUGCCAUCCCCACCAUUUCGCUGGCCAUGAUUGCAGCCGUGUACGGUCUCCAGGCCCUCAUCUUCAUCCUCAAGCGCGAGUUUAUGCUCAUCGGUUGGAUGGUCGUGUACAUCUUGGCGAUGCCCAUCUACUCGGUCUUCCUUCCGAUCUACUCGUUCUGGUCCAUGGACGACUUCUCAUGGGGUAACACUCGCCAGGUCGUCGGUGAGGGCAACAACAAGACUGUCAUCUACGACGACGAAGAGAAGUUUGACGACUCGAUGAUCCCUUACCGCACCUUUAAAGAGUACGAGGCCAACGCGUGGGAGACUACUUCGUUGCCAUCGGACGGCGAGCAGGACGGCAAGAGCGUCCGCACCCGCAAGUCGGAACGUUCGGGCCGCCGUCGCCGUUACGAGCCCUCGUUCCACUCGUCGGCUCCCGGCAGCGCGUACGGUGGUCCCUCGGGCAACUCGUCGCGUCAGCCCUCGCCGCAGCCGUACAUGGACCCGCGCAUGUCCAACAUGGGCUGGGGUGGCCCCGCGAGCGUGUAUGGCCAACCGUACGCGCCCGCCAUGCACUUUAACCCCUUCGACUCGCCAGCCAUGUCGGAUGUCGGCUCCCUCCGCCCGCCCACAAUGUUUCCGCCGUUCGCACCUGCCAUGCAGAACCCGCACGCGUCGACGUACUCGCUCGGCUCGGCAAACCCCUUCAGUGCACCCCCAGCACUGAGCCCCAACACGGACCCGAACCCGACCGACCACACCAUCCUGAGCGUGCUCCGCACCUACCUCAACUCUCAGGACCUCAUGACCGUCACGAAGAGAUCGGCCCGAGAGGCCAUGAACGGACUUUUCCCAGCCGCAAACUUGGGAGAGCGCGCGGCCUGGCUCAACGAGAACAUUGACAAGAUCCUCUCCGAGGCGUAA
Molecule: messenger RNA, 5919 nt
Organism: Apiotrichum porosum
Lineage: Eukaryota; Fungi; Basidiomycota; Tremellomycetes; Trichosporonales; Trichosporonaceae
Exons: 3
Coding region: 1-5919 (1972 amino acids)
Cellular component (GO): cell periphery; myosin complex; cell septum
Molecular function (GO): chitin synthase activity; ATP binding; cytoskeletal motor activity
Source: RefSeq, a predicted model, not a curated record